AUGUAUUUUAUUGGUGACCGAUACGCACAAUUUAUUCCAGAUACUAUAGCAGAAAAAGGAGCCGAAGAAUUAGGUGAUUUACAAAAUUUCCUUUUUCAAGACGAUCAAGAUCGUAAACAGAGGAUGCAGGUUGCAUUGGAUGAUGCUAAACGUAUUUUUAUCAAUCGAAUUGAACCAAUAGAUUGUGCUGCAAAACCAGCCGAUGUUUGGCUCAUAAAAAGCGUUUGGGGUUCAUUGAAAGAGAAAUUACGAGGACGAGAAUACACUCAAAUUGAACAAUUGAAAACUGACAUUAAAAAGGAGCAGAACAAAUUUAGUAUUUCUUUAUGUCAAAGAAUGAUUGAUAAAAUGCCAGCACGAUUAAAAUUAGUGAUCGAUCAAGGUGGUAAUCAAAUACGGAAAGAUUGA
Messenger RNA from Rotaria sp. Silwood2, 408 nucleotides. Lineage: Eukaryota; Metazoa; Rotifera; Eurotatoria; Philodinida; Philodinidae. The record is from the annotation of a GenBank genome assembly.